Molecule: messenger RNA, 1870 nt
Organism: Chinchilla lanigera (long-tailed chinchilla)
Lineage: Eukaryota; Metazoa; Chordata; Mammalia; Rodentia; Chinchillidae
Gene: Eral1
Product: Era-like 12S mitochondrial rRNA chaperone 1
Exons: 10
Coding region: 35-1423 (462 amino acids)
Biological process (GO): ribosomal small subunit assembly
Cellular component (GO): mitochondrial matrix
Molecular function (GO): GTP binding; rRNA binding; ribosomal small subunit binding
Source: RefSeq, a predicted model, not a curated record
AUUGCCCUCACUCCCAGAGUGCUUUGCGGCUGUAAUGGCUGCUCCCAGCCGAUACGGGGCUGGUUUUGUUCGGUUGGUGUUAGGGGUCUGGCACCUGGGCCCUCGCGCUCCGAGGGAAUGGGAAGCCCCUCUCCAUUCACUCUUAGGCUGCCAAAAGAGGUUCUUGUCCUGUACGGUGGGCACCUCUUUCUCUGGUCCCCGCCUGGCUUCGGCCUCUCGAAGUUACAGCCAGGGCUCAGCCCUGGACCGCUUCCUCGGAUUCCCUCAGACCAACAAUUCGCCGACUCCUGGCGUCCCUGCAGUAUCCAUGUACAGAGUGGGUGGGAGGAUUUACCAUCUGAUGGGAAGUCCAGAUUCCACUGUGUCUCACUGCUCUUCCCACUCAAACACAGAUGAGCAAGACCUCCUAUUGGUCCGUCCCCCUGACAUGCCUGAGAAUCCCCGUGUCCUACGGGUGGUCUUCCUAGGAUCCCCAAAUGCAGGGAAAUCAACACUCUCCAACCAGCUUCUGGGCCGGCAAGUGUUCCCUGUCUCCAGGAAGGUACACACCACUCGCUGCCAAGCUCUGGGGGUCAUCACAGAGAAGGAGACCCAGCUGAUUCUCCUUGACACACCUGGCAUCAUCAGUUCUGCUAAACGGAAACGGCACCAUCUGGAGCUCUCUUUGUUGGAGGACCCUUGGAAGAGCAUGGAAUCUGCUAAUCUUGUUGUAGUUCUUGUGGAUGUCUCAGACAAGUGGACUCGGAACCAGCUCAGCCCACAGGUGCUUCAGUGCUUGACCCAGUUCUCCCAGGUCCCCAGCAUUCUUGUCUUGAACAAGGUGGAUUGCCUGAAGCAGAAGGCAGUUCUCCUGGAGCUCACAGCGGCCCUCACUGAAGGUGUGGUCAAUGGCAAGAAGCUGAAUGUGAGACAGGCCUUCCACUCACACCCUCGCACCCGUUGCCCUAGCCCGGCAGCUGAGGACCCAGAUACACAGUCUGUAAGAAGCCCACAAAGGAUUGGCUGGCCCCAUUUCCAGGAGGUCUUCAUGUUGUCAUCCCUAAGCCAAGAAGAUGUAAAGAUGCUAAAGCAAUACCUCCUGGCACAAGCCCAGCCAGGGCCCUGGGAGUUCCAUAGUGGAGUCCUCACUAGCCAGACACCUGAAGAGAUCUGCACCAACAAAAUCCGAGAGAAGCUCUUGGAGCACCUGCCUCAGGAGGUACCCUAUAAUGUGCAACAGAAGACAGUAGUGUGGGAAGAAGGACCAAGUGGGGAGCUGGUGAUCCAACAGAACCUUCUCGUGCCCAAAGAAUCUCAUGUGAGGCUCCUGAUUGGUCAGAAGGGCCAGAUGAUCUCCCAGAUUGCACAGGAGGUGGGUCGAGAUCUCAUGGAUAUCUUCCUCUGCGAUGUUCACAUCCGCCUCUGUGUGAAGCUCCUCAAGUGACCACCCUCUACUGCCCCUCCUGGGACGUAGUUCAAGCUCCUGGCAGGAGUCACCAGAACUUCCCUUUCCUCCUAGUGGGCCUGCAAGGCCUGGUAAAGGGAAUGGACACUAACCAGCUGCUGGCCGGUCCGGCCUUGCUGAAUCUGUACAGUCCCUGCCCAGCCACAUCUUUUGUUGGAAGAAGGAACCUACUUUAGCUCAGUUCCCAGGCAGUUCCUCUGUCUGGGGGCCUCAGUCAUGUAGGUCUCAGGAGGUGACCUCUGCCCUCAGUUGGCAUAGGGCCCAGAGUCUUGCCUUAAUUUGGCAGUUAGCAGGGAGCUCUUUCUCUUUUCUCACCACUUCCUUUCCUUAGCCCUGUAAAGGGUACCACCCACCUCCUCCUGCAAGUCCUUGACCCCUCCCACCCCAGUCCUCUGCCGACGUCAAUGAAGUUAAAAGACAACUGUU